GGUUGUUCUUGCGCAGAAACCCCGUAGUGCCGCCCUGAACAGCAGCGCCAUUCGAUAACUGCAAUAGUAUCCAAAAUGGCAGGAGCUGAUGGAGACGACUCUCUUUACCCUAUCGCCGUCCUUAUUGAUGAGCUUCGAAAUGAAGACGUCCAGUUACGACUGAACAGCAUCAAGAAGCUGUCUACUAUUGCUCUCGCUCUUGGCGUAGAAAGGACUCGCACUGAACUCCUUCCCUUCCUUACAGACACCAUCUAUGAUGAAGAUGAGGUGCUUUUGGCAUUGGCAGAGCAGCUUGGCAAUUUCACUAUGUUGGUGGGAGGACCGGAGUAUGUCCACUGUCUCCUGCCCCCUCUGGAAAGCCUCGCUACAGUCGAAGAGACGGUAGUCAGAGACAAAGCUGUGGAAUCCCUGCGGAAGAUCUCACAGGAGCACUCUCCAGUUGACCUGGAAGUUCACUUUGAGCCUUUGGUGAAGCGGCUGGCCAGCGGUGACUGGUUCACCUCUCGCACGUCAGCUUGCGGCCUCUUUAGCGUGUGUUAUCCUCGUGUCUCCAGCACGGUCAAGGCCGAGAUUCGUCAGCAUUUUCGCACCUUGUGCUCCGAUGACACGCCGAUGGUGCGUCGCGCUGCAGCAUCUAAACUCGGGGAGUUUGCCAAAGUUCUGGAACUGGAAUAUGUAAAAACCGACAUUAUUCCUCUUUUCACUGCUCUGGCGUCUGAUGAGCAGGACUCGGUUCGGCUGCUUGCAGUGGAGGCGUGUGUCAGCAUCGCCACUCUCCUGCCUCAGGAGGACCUAGAGACUCUGGUGAUGCCAACGCUGCGUCAAGCUGCCGAAGACAAAUCCUGGCGGGUUCGCUACAUGGUGGCAGAUAAAUUCUCUGAGCUGCAAAAAGCUGUAGGCCCAGAGAUCACAAAGAACGACCUGGUCCCAGCUUUCCAGAACCUCCUGAAGGACUGUGAAGCUGAGGUCCGCGCUGCCGCUGCCAACAAAGUUAAAGAGUUCUGUGAGAAUCUUCCAGAAGAUAAUCGUGAGCAGAUCAUCAUGAGUCACAUUCUGCCCUGUGUCAAGGAACUGGUUUCAGACACCAACCAGCACGUGAAGUCUGCUCUGGCCUCUGUCAUUAUGGGUCUUUCCACCAUUCUGGGCAAGGACAACACAAUAGAGCACUUACUGCCUCUCUUCCUGACUCAGCUGAAAGACGAGUGCCCCGAGGUCCGUCUCAACAUCAUCUCCAACCUGGACUGUGUGAACGAGGUGAUUGGCAUUCGCCAGCUGUCCCAGUCGCUGCUGCCGGCCAUCGUGGAGCUUGCCGAGGACGCAAAGUGGAGGGUCCGCCUGGCCAUCAUCGAGUACAUGCCUUUGUUGGCAGGACAGCUGGGGGUGGAGUUCUUUGAUGAGAAGCUCAACACUCUUUGCAUGGCCUGGCUCAUUGAUCACGUGUACGCCAUCCGUGAAGCGGCCACCAGUAACCUCACCAAGCUUGUUGAGAAGUUCGGAGCCGAGUGGGCCCAGAACACCAUCGUCCCCAAAGUCCUGGGAAUGGCCAACGACCCCAACUACCUCCACAGGAUGACCACGCUGUUCUGCAUCAACGCUCUGUCUGAGGCUUGUGGUCAGGAGAUUACCACCAAGCAGAUGCUCCCAGUGGUCCUCAAGAUGUCCAACGACCAGGUGGCCAACGUCCGUUUCAACGUAGCAAAGUCACUUCAGAAGAUCGGACCGGUCCUGGACAGCAAUGCCCUUCAAACAGAAGUGAAGCCAGUGCUGGAGAAACUGGCCUCUGACUCAGACAUGGAUGUUAAGUACUUUGCCCAGGAGGCUAUUAGUGUUUUGGCACUAGCAUAACCAACCCCAUCACGGCUAAUCCAGAAAACCUCCCCGAAACAAAAAUACACCCAGGUUUAGAAUAUA
Molecule: messenger RNA, 1911 nt
Organism: Poecilia latipinna (sailfin molly)
Lineage: Eukaryota; Metazoa; Chordata; Actinopteri; Cyprinodontiformes; Poeciliidae
Product: serine/threonine-protein phosphatase 2A 65 kDa regulatory subunit A beta isoform
Exons: 15
Coding region: 76-1845 (589 amino acids)
Biological process (GO): protein dephosphorylation
Cellular component (GO): protein phosphatase type 2A complex; cytosol; nucleus
Molecular function (GO): protein binding; protein phosphatase regulator activity
Source: RefSeq, a predicted model, not a curated record